GUGAGUUAGAUUUUUGUGAAGAUAUUCGUUCAUGCACUGCUCUAACUCUUUCUUUUGAGAGACUCCACAGGAAAGAGAGACGGAGUUGCUCACUCUUUCUGCUUCAUCAAUAUCAUUCAGAAUUAAUGGAGAAGUCUAAUUCUAAUCCCAGAAAAUCAUCAACGAACAGGAAUAGAAUGGUUUUGGAGAAAGGGGUUGUUGGGCUUGGAAUAGUGGCAGCCAUGAGUGUGACCAACAUCAACAACUCCAUUGAUGUUGUUUCCUCUGCUAAACCUGCUGCAAACUUUUCCACAAGCUAUGACCUUUUCCAUGCUUCCCCUCUCAACACUGGAACCCGCUUUCUGUUUCCCACUCCUCAUUUUCUCAACUCCUGCAACCUUUGCUACAAACAUCUUCAUGGGAUCGACAUCUUCAUUUACAGAGGCGAGAAAGCGUUUUGUAGUGCACAAUGCCGUGAGGCUCACAUUAGAAACUACGAACAUGAGCAAGACAAGUACUACUACAAACACAAUAAUGCCCUCAAUGUGUCUGUGCCUAUUCUUGCAGCAUGAACCAACCAACGUACACAACAUUAUAAUGAAUCAGAUGCUUUAUUUUAUUAUCA
This is a messenger RNA of Vigna angularis (adzuki bean), 604 nucleotides long. RefSeq names its product FCS-Like Zinc finger 15. Bases 126 to 551 code for a protein of 141 amino acids. The transcript has 2 exons. The record is from RefSeq and is a predicted model, not a curated record. NCBI's taxonomy places the organism in Eukaryota, Viridiplantae, Streptophyta, Magnoliopsida, Fabales, Fabaceae.